Molecule: messenger RNA, 3009 nt
Organism: Lineus longissimus
Lineage: Eukaryota; Metazoa; Nemertea; Pilidiophora; Heteronemertea; Lineidae
Product: forkhead box protein F1-B-like
Exons: 3
Coding region: 297-1628 (443 amino acids)
Biological process (GO): animal organ morphogenesis; regulation of transcription by RNA polymerase II
Cellular component (GO): nucleus
Molecular function (GO): DNA-binding transcription factor activity, RNA polymerase II-specific; RNA polymerase II cis-regulatory region sequence-specific DNA binding
Source: RefSeq, a predicted model, not a curated record
AGUCGAAUGGUUCACUCUCUCUUCCUCAUCUCACGUCACGCGUAUGAUUCAACAGCUUCGUAGCAGACGACAGUUCUUUUCUCAGAAACACUGACACAUCUUUGGAAAUAAUCAUUCAACUUGACGACAACAUUUGAAGAAGAAACCUGUGACUAUUUAGUUCCAACUUUGAAGCAGAAGAUCUUGAAUUUUAAGUUUUAAAAACUUUUCAAGCAGCUCAUGAGCUCUGAGUCUGUUUUUGCAUCAUAUUUCAUUGGGAUUUACUUUUCGCUGACAAAGUGGAGUCGUUAAAAAUAAUGCAGAAUUUGACGAAUAUGGAUCUCGGCGGCAGCUGUGGUAUAAAGUUGGAGGAGAUGCCACCACAACAUCAACAACGUGAGCAGACGACAGAUUUAAAACUCGAAGAACAAUCGCCCAGCGAAGGUUCCGAUGACGAACAGAAGUCAACUGAUUGCCCUGAGUCGCCAGAUUCUUGCCAGAAAUCAAAGAAACCCGGAGCAGGAGUGAGACGACAGGAGAAACCACCCUAUUCCUACAUUGCCCUGAUCGUGAUGGCCAUUCAAGCAGCCCCCACCAAACGAUGCACCCUCAGCGAAAUCUACCAAUUUCUCCAACAGCGUUUCCCCUUCUUUCGAGGUUCCUACCAGGGUUGGAAGAACUCUGUCAGGCAUAAUUUGUCCCUGAAUGAAUGCUUUAUCAAACUGCCUAAGGGCCUAGGGAGACCAGGAAAGGGGCAUUACUGGACCAUCGACCCCGCGGCGGAGUUCAUGUUCGAGGAAGGUUCCUUCCGCAGGCGUCCCCGUGGAUUCCGACGAAAGUGCCAGGCGAUGAAGCCAUUUGGGAUGUUGAAUAACUACGGUUCUCACGCGAUGUUAGGGUCACCUUACGACCCCCUACACCACCAGGGACCACCCAUGGGCAUGAACAUGCCCUGUGCUAUCAACUCGCAGGGUUACGACAACCAGAUGAUGAACUCGAUGAACGGACAGUUUUAUUCACCACUGUCACAACAUGCUCCUCCGCAACAUCCCGCUAGCUGCAGCGUCAGCAUGAAUGGACAUUAUCCAACAACCAUGACAGCGAACAACAUGAUGAACUCUCACAGUGUCGCGGCAGCAGACUAUUCUCACCUCACGACACCCUGCUCCUCGGCGGGGGCAAGCAUGACAAGCUCCAUUCCUUCGUAUGAGCGCGACCAAGCGUCCUGGACGAUGGCUCAGAGAUGUUACGGCAACAAGCAGCCCCUCAGCCCGACAGGCAGCACAGGAUCCAUUCAGAGUCUGAGUCCAAAUGGCAGCUCAGGGGAUCAUAGUCCAUACGGUACACAUACGCAUAUACAGUCCAACGGCGAGACGCAACCUAUGGAUUUGGCAAUGUCAGGGUUACGGAUGAAGUACGAGAAGAUGGGAGAAUCAAACUACCUCACUGCUGGCAACCCUAACCCGUAUACCGAGACACAACAGGCAGAAACGACAGACAGAAUCUUACAAUGUAUGAGAGUUCCAACACAGCCUAUGACGUCACAUCCGAGUAUGUGCGACCGUAAACCGUUCAGUCUAUCAUGUGCUCCGAAUACCAUGAACGCAGGUCUACCUCACGCGGGAUAUUACGAGAAAUGUUCCAUAUGAAACAUGACUUUCACGUGACAUUCCUGUGAGAUAUUGAGAGAGGCGGCUCGGAGAUUCGAUGACGUCAUGUGGUGAUCGUCUGCGAAGUGGCGAUGUCAUGGUGAACACUACUCCAGACAUGUAAUUAGUGCGGUCUUUGGUCAGUACCUCAGCCAAUCAAAUAGCUCGGACUCAUCCCGGAGAGAGAGAAAAUACUAGAAAGUGCCUGAACAAGUGCUUCGAAAAGGAGUGGUUUAAACUUUGCUUAUUUGAUAGAAUCAGCUGUGUAUGACCGUGAUAGAAUGAACAAGAUAUUUGACACAAACUCAGACGUUUUUAGGUAGAUGUGCCCCAGUUCUAACUGUAUCGCCUUGGAUUAAUCAGAAUAGAUUCUGAGCAUCCUCUAAGGUAUUGUUAACUGGAAGCGAACCUAUGUUAGCGAAUUCUAUGUUAGCCUCGGUGGGACUAAGCCCAAGGGAUGAUGAAUACAUCCGUUUCCGCGGUUUCUGAAAUCGAACAACGAUCAUCUGAUAGCUUAUGCACUGGCUUCUGUCAAAGUGCCACCCACAACUCUGAAGAAAAGGUUGGAAAUCAACUGAAAUUUCAUUUCUCGUGCCUUACCUUACCGUUUGAUAUUUCGGCUUCUACACGUACAUGUAUAUAGUUUAAAAACAUAUGGUAGCUUUUUAUCAAACCUGUGACUGGCUAUGCUGGGUGUUUGGUUUUAUUUCGAUGUAAAAAAAAUAUUUGUCCGUGUUUUGAUAGAAGUGUAUGCCUUAAGUUGAGACUUUUUCUGACUUCGAUAUGAAACUCAACGGUAUUAGCUGAACUGCAGUGGUAUUUUCGUGGAUGUCCAUCCCAAUUACAACGGUCUCGUAAAUAAAACUUGAAAUUGGUGCUAUUGUCCAAUUCGCAAAUGAAACUGGUAAUUGGUGCUCAUUGGUCCAAUGUGGAACUUGAUAUAUAUAUACUCCAAUAUAUUGGUGAGGUUCUGCAUCGCUUACGAACUAGAAACCAUUACGAAUUUCAACUAUGCGAAUUUCGAAUUAUUUAAAAUCGGAUAGAUUAUAUGCUCACAUGCAAAGAACUUCGUCCUUAUAAAUCGUAUUUGUGAGUGCUGUGGAAUCUCACGAUAUUUGUUUUAAUGACAAUCAACGUUUCCUGGUCUAUCACGUAUAUGCAAUUCAGUGACCCUGCUGUCAAAUAGUUGUCCAUAUAAAUUUCGCUGUUGCUGAUAUAUAAAGUAAUAUGUGGAGACGUACCCACUACGCCGUAAGUUUUUAAAGAUUUUAAAACCGCUUUGUAUUUUGUACUAUUUUACUACUAUACGUAAAUGAUGUAGAUUAGGUAAAGUUUAAUUUAAUCUUUGUAAAUACUUGUAUAUUGUUCUUUUUAAACCAUG